Molecule: messenger RNA, 342 nt
Organism: Staurois parvus
Lineage: Eukaryota; Metazoa; Chordata; Amphibia; Anura; Ranidae
Source: the annotation of a GenBank genome assembly
CACUGAUAGGCGGCACUGAUAGGUGGCACUGAUUGGCAGCACUGAUAGGUGGCACUGACUGGCAUUAAUAGGUGGCACUGACGGGUGACACUGAAAGGCAGCUCAGAUGGGCACUGAAAUGUGGCAUUGAUGUGGCACUGAUGGGCACUGGUAGGUGGCAUGGAUGAGCACUGACAGCUGGCACUGAUGGACACUGACAGGUGGCGCUGCUGGGGCUACACAGAUCAUCAGGGCACACUGAUCAUCAGUGCCCCGAUGAUCACUGUCAGUGUGACAGCUCGUGAGGAGAGAAAUGCAGAUAACCGGCAUUUCCCUAUUUACAUGCGAUCAGCUGUGAUUGGA